AUGGGACGCCCAAACGACGGACUACCGACUUAUGAAGAAGUAAUCUCACAAGAAACAGGAAACUCAAACACCCCUCCGCUGCCUGCACGGCCCCAAACCCAUAGCGAGAGUCACAGUUACAGUUACACCACUUCCCAAACGCAAUCUGAAUACUAUGGUGGAGCCCCACCUCAACAACCCCCAAGACCAUCCAAUAAUAAUAAUAAUAACCUCCCAUUCACCUAUCCUCCUCGCUACUAUUGCAGAAAAUGCAGAAAUACGGGUUACAAGAUCAAAAACGGCCACAAGUGCAAGACAUGUUGGUCUAAAUUCUACACUCCGCCACCCCCAGCACCAGCUCCACCAGUAACAGCUGUCCCAGUCACAGCUGCCCCUAUAACUGUUGCAGUAAACCCUUCAGGAAUAGUAUACGGCCCAGUAAACCCAGUGCCAGGCCCAGCACCAGCAGCCCCAAAUGCCAAUCCAAUAUACGUGCGUCCAGGAGAUCCCAGAAUUGGUGGAUUCCUGUGUCCCACUUGUAACGGAACAGGCCAGGUCCGCUUCCUCUUGGACAAAGUGCCAUGUGUCGAUUGUCACGGUGUAGGCCGUGUUUUCAACGCCUACCACCGGCCCUACUGA
Molecule: messenger RNA, 618 nt
Organism: Kluyveromyces marxianus DMKU3-1042
Lineage: Eukaryota; Fungi; Ascomycota; Saccharomycetes; Saccharomycetales; Saccharomycetaceae
Gene: HUA1
Product: Hua1p
Exons: 1
Coding region: 1-618 (205 amino acids)
Cellular component (GO): cytoplasm
Source: RefSeq, a predicted model, not a curated record